Messenger RNA from Cydia amplana, 381 nucleotides. Its product is annotated as group XIIA secretory phospholipase A2-like. Gene Ontology annotation, biological process: arachidonate secretion; phospholipid metabolic process; lipid catabolic process. The record is from RefSeq and is a predicted model, not a curated record. NCBI's taxonomy places the organism in Eukaryota, Metazoa, Arthropoda, Insecta, Lepidoptera, Tortricidae. Gene Ontology annotation, molecular function: A2-type glycerophospholipase activity; calcium ion binding. Gene Ontology annotation, cellular component: extracellular region.
AUGGACGAUGGCUCAAAACCAGAACCAAACCCAAAUCACAUUCCCCAAUCAGACAGCUGCGGAACCCCCGGCUCAGAGAAUUUUCCAGAUUUCGUGUCCCUGAAGGAAAUAACUCAAUGUUGCAACAACCACGAUAUUUGCUAAGACACUUGCAACAGCAACAAAGAUGUUUGCGACCAAGAGUUUAAGAAAUGUUUGUAUGCUUGCAAAGCUGUAGCCAAAACAUUAUACAGCGCCACAUCUACUCUCCGUUGUAAGGCGUAUUUGGAUUCACAAAAAAAUGCUUGCAACUGUUCUUCGAAGGUCAAAUACAACAGGUACUACACCGGCUGGCUAAGCUGGCUUGGUAUGCCAGUAUUACCAGAGUUAUUCAUCGUCUAG